AUGGCCAUCGCAAAACCCUAUUAUGCUCCUGAUUCAGGUGGCCUGCAAAGACGGACCCGUGCAGAUGUGAUUGAACAGCUUCAUACCCGUGUAAAAGAAACUCAGGCAAGGUUGGAAGAAGAUAUCGAGACUAUCAGCAGACAGCGUGUCAAAAUUCUUGAGCUGGAAGACUUGGUCCAGAAACAGAAGACCACAAUCAGCAACCAGAGCAAAGCCAUUGCAGACCCUAAGAGGAUUCGCACUUGGCAGUCCACUAUUCCUAUGCCAAUAUUUCCUCUCACAUACACUCAACAGCGCCCUAGCGUAAGGUCUCCACGUUCAAGCGCCCCAUUGUCAGCCAGCCCUUACUCCUCAAGUGUCCUUACUCUCCCUCCUCCCACGUUUGACCUAUCUGCUAGUACUCCACAGGGCAAACUUCUGAGUCUGGAAGAAAACUCCAAGACGUCACUUAGCCGCAAGAGGAGCGGUUUUCCGAUGCGCGUUUGCUCCCUAGGUCCUUCAUUCGAUACCGAAACAGUCUUUCGGGUGAUCUCGACCAGACUUCAGAGCCUUUUCUCAAGGACGCAGACGUUUGGCCACAUGUAUACCAAAUUUCCUAGCAUACAAUUUGAUAGUCAGUUGAACCCGCGGGUUAAGGAAUAUGUCAUGAAUAUCUCGGAUAAGAUCCAUGCAUCAACUUUGCUAGGAAAUCCAUGCACUAGGCUCUGCGUGGUUGCGAAAGCAAUCAACUUCUACCUCGUUCAGCAUAUCUUGCAACCCAUAGUCGUCAGAGGGUUCGACGCUCAGAUGGAAAUGGAGCUCAAACAGAUACAGAAGCACUUAACCAUAGUCCAGGUCCGGACUUUGGCUGAUCGUCGCAUUUCUCUGGUUCUACCAAAGCGUUGCUACACGUCGAAUCCCGCGAAUGCUGCGACCAACGACAACAGGGUAGCCAGGAGGCCUGAAUUUCACGACUACUUUGUUACACAUUUACCAUCUUCAUCUCUUCAUCCAGAUCCCCGAGCGCCAGUAAACUCCUUCUACAAACUUCCUCGCUCCGCCUCCGUUCCUCAUACCGGAGAGUCAUCUCACCCCCCAGCCUCCUUCCAGCCGCUGGUCGACCGGGAGACGACAGUCGUACGCAUCCCUCUUCGAAGCGCGAAACACCACUUCGGCGCAUCUACUUCCCGUGGAACUCGUCCGGAGAAUGAAGAUACAUAUCAAGCUGGUGUGAUCGACAUUCCUGCAUUUGCGAGGCGUCCCCCUGCGUCCCUGACGAUCAAACGAUCGGGUGCCCAUGGGUCCCCUGCACCCCGCGAGAGUCAAGGGGCGGAGACUGCUAGUGGCGAUCCACAGGUUUUCUAUUUUGCAGUAUUCGACGGCCACGGGGGAAACGAAUGUAGCACAUUUCUACAGCACACGCUUCAUGAGUACAUACAGGAUUCGGCAGCGUCGUUCGAGCUCCAGUCCAGUCUAAAGAAACACCGGGAUGGCCAUUAUUCUAAGGACACAGAGCCGUCCACUGGGGAUUUGCCUAUUCUGCAAGACGCCAACUCGCAACGAAUCGGGGAAUUAGAAAAGCACCUCGUCCGAGAUUGGCGAACCCUAGUCGGAGGGUACUUCAAGAGAUUUGUGCCUCCUCAUUUCUCACAUAUUGGGAGAGGUGCCCGCGGAGAGCCAAAGGCACUGUCCGACCUACCCGAGGGUGUUACCAUUGAAGAGGUCCUUGAAUACGCCUUCCUCCGGACCGAUCUGGAGUUUGUGUCGGCACAAGCGGCGAAACAAGGCGAUGAAUUGGAGAACGUGGGUCACCCUUUAUACCAGGACAAUAUCCUCUACGGCCGUGAUCGUACACCGUCUCUACACGUCGGGGGAGUGAGACGAUUCAAGGGAGGUAGCACGGCUAGCCUCGCGCUCAUAUCGACCCCGACCCCUACCCCUUUCUGGCAUCCGUCUGGCCCGUCUAGUCUGUUGGUGUCCCAUGUCGGCGACACACGGAUACUAUUAUGUUCUACAGAGACAGGCGAUGCCAUUCCGCUGACCUCCAACCAUCAUCCGGCGUCACCGAUUGAGGCGAGUCGCUUACGACGAUAUGCCACUACAUUCGUGACUGACUCGUUUGGAGAAGAACGCAUGAGCGGAUUGGCCAACACGCGAGCCUUUGGUGACGUUCAAUCGAAACGGAUUGGCGUAUCAGCCGAGCCAGAGCUCCGAAGGAUUGAGAUGGCCCCUGCGGAGUACUCUUUUUUGGUCCUCAUGUCUGAUGGCAUCAGUGGCACGCUCAGUGACCAAGAGGUUGUCGACAUCAUUAAAGAGGCCAGGACUCCCGAGCAGGGGUCUCGGGAUGUGGUCAACUUUGCGAAUGAAGUGACAAAGGAGGGAGACAAUGCAACCUGCCUCGUCGUCCGACUAGGUGGUUGGGAACGACGACUUGAAGGCGGUUUAGGAAGCAUGGGAACGAAGGAAUCUCGAGAAUUUCGCCGACAAGAAGCGACUGAUCCGCGUCGGUCACGGCGAUGA
This is a messenger RNA of Aspergillus caelatus, 2499 nucleotides long. It is a transcript of the gene ptcA, whose product is annotated as type 2C protein phosphatase PTC6. The transcript has 4 exons. The record is from RefSeq and is a predicted model, not a curated record. Gene Ontology annotation, biological process: protein dephosphorylation. Bases 1 to 2499 code for a protein of 832 amino acids. Gene Ontology annotation, molecular function: cation binding; protein serine/threonine phosphatase activity. NCBI's taxonomy places the organism in Eukaryota, Fungi, Ascomycota, Eurotiomycetes, Eurotiales, Aspergillaceae.